This is a messenger RNA of Lolium perenne, 1912 nucleotides long. RefSeq names its product B3 domain-containing protein Os01g0234100-like. NCBI's taxonomy places the organism in Eukaryota, Viridiplantae, Streptophyta, Magnoliopsida, Poales, Poaceae. Gene Ontology annotation, molecular function: DNA binding. The record is from RefSeq and is a predicted model, not a curated record.
AUGGCGACCGACGAGCUCAUAAUCAAGAGGAAAAGAGAGGCGCCGGCAAGUGAAUGUGAAUCAUGGUCUGCCAAGACCAAGAUGGGGAAGCAGAAGAUGGCAUUGCUGCAUCAAGGGCUCACCUUACUUGACAACGGCAGUAGACACGUCCAUGGCGAUGGCUGUUUUAAACCGAUGAGGAAGGCAGAGACACCGGCAAGUGAUUCACAGUCUGCCAAGACCAAGAAGGGCCAGGAGAUGCAGCAACAGAGCAGCAGUAGGCAUGUUGAUCUCGAUAGUGAUUAUUAUCCGAGUGUAGAACAAUGGUUCCGGAACACACGCGCGUUCCAUGACAAUCUUUAUCGGAGAAAAAUGAGGCUAUAUAUUGGUUUACUUUUGGUCUUUUACUCAAUUCAAAUUUCUCCUGAUGCAACUUUUUUUUGGUUAUGGCAGGACGAGGAGCUCGCUAGCGUUGCUGGUAAACAGUUUGUGGCACUGGAUAAUCCAUAUGGUGAUGUCGGCUAUGGUCCUAUAAGAAGGAAAAGAGGGAGGCCAGCAGGUUCCAGGUUUGUAAAGAACAAAACAGAGCAGAAGCCGGUGUUAUUUGACAGCAACUGUCAUAGCAGAACCUUUAGUAACGGUGCCAAUGAUAAUGAUUUUGAGCCACCGACGCCGAUGAGGAAGACAAACAGGCCAGCACGUUCCAAAUCUAACAAGAGAAAGAUGAAAUACAAACCUCUCUUGGACAGCAGCAGUAGUAGUGAGGGCAAGGAAGAUAAGGAUGAUAAUUUUCAUCUAGAGGUAUCUGAUGGCGAUGGCCCUAAGAAAAAUGCACGUAUUAAUGGCACUGCUCUGAAAAGAGCUGUGGAGCUAGAGAAGAAAUUGCCAACGGAAGGCCCAAGCUUUAUCAAGGUUAUGAAGCACUCACAAGUUGUUAAGGGGUUUUGGCUGGGCAUGCCAGCUAGUUUUUGCAGAGACCAUCUGCUAAACCAUGAUCAUAUAAUUGAAUUAGAAGAUGAGGAACGGAAGACUUAUGAAACAAAUUACAAAGCUUACAAGACCGGACUUAGCGGUGGAUGGAAGGGAUUUGUGAAACAGAAACAUCUUAAGGUCGACGACGCCGUGGUCUUCCAACUAGUGAGACAGACAACAUUUAAGGUGUACAUACUGAGGGAGAAUGAGUUCACCGCUACUGAUGGAGCCCUCGGUCUCCUGAGUCUGGACACAUCUAUGGAUAACAAGAAACAAAAGGAAAGUUCCAACAAACAUGCCAAUUCGAAGGAGGCAGUAGAUGGCGGCGUCCGAUUUCCAUGUUCAGACAUUGAUGAUUUCGCUUCGGUGAAAAGCUUUGUGGAUUUCAAGAUCAUCAUCGGCAACGGUUUGCUAGUACUCCCAGAUCACCUGCGCAUGACGUACUACCAUCUCUGCCAGGCCCGGAAGGCUUUCCUCCACAGGAAUCUUCUGAAGACAAUAAGCCCCGAGUUCACUACACGCAUGAUUGUGGAGACGGUCAACAUUGCUGAGGGCAUCAGAGCCUCCUCCCCUGCUUCCCUCGAGGACCUUGCUGAGUGGAAAAAGAUCCUAGAGUCAUUUGAGGCCAAGGGCAUGGACAUCGCAUUGAUGCGCAAGCGCGUCGACGACCUCCUUGGCCUCCUCGGCGCUCCCUCACAGAUAUCAGUGGUGCCCGAGGGGUACGAGGCAGUGAAGCUGGAGCAGGCUCGUGCGGCGAAGGAGUUGAGAGCCAUUGAGUCGACGGUGUCGACCCUCAAGGAUUCUCUAAACGUGUUUGAUGUUAACAUGGAAGAGAUAGUGGCGGCGAGUACGAGGAUGAAGGAACAAGCCAUGCGAAAGCUGGCUACCGCGCCAUGGUGAAUUGGUGAUCAACGACGUUCUGUGUGCAUCUUCAGUAGUAACUAGCUCCAUGUACCUCAGA